AGAACCCAGAACCCUGAAGCAGAACCCUGAAGCAGAACCCUGAACCCUGAAGCAGAACCAUGCUGUAGAACUUAGAUGAGCUUCAGAUAGAUUAGAACUUAUGUUGUCAAUAGAGGAGCAGGAAAAAACGUUCCUGUGUCUCCCUGAUGGAUCAGAACCUGGAGAACCUGAGCAGAACCUGUGGCUUACUCGGGGCAGGCCUUUCUUUGUGUAAGGCUGAGCGUCUCCAUGGAAACGGAGGGUGUGAUCAGACGGUUGUUGGCUGAGGGCGGCGCUCUGGGUAAACAUUUGUAGAAGGACUUUGGACCGUUUGGAGCUCUGAACCAAUCAGAGUCUCUGACUGACCCUCAUCCACCAAUCACAGACCUGAACCUUGUUUGAAAGCUGAAACCCAGUCAGGCUGGCCGAUCCGGUCCGGUCCAGAAGCCAGUAGGAACAUCUGGAUGUUCUCAGUGGAACAGAUUAGCCAAUCAGAACCUUCCUCUGGACACAGAAGCGUCCAGAACCAGAACCCAGCAGGUUCCUCCAGGGGGGAAGAACCAGGAACUAACUGAAGAUGUUUUAUUGUUUGGUUCCUCUGGUUCAGAACCGCUCUGAACCGGAACCCUGAGGUCCCACCCCAUGAGCUGCCUGCUGGAGGUCUGAGGGCAGAGCCAGAACCUCAUGGGGUCUGUGGAGCUUCCUCCUCCUCCUCCUCCUUCUAGGACUCCUCCUCUUCCUCAGUUGCUGUUCAAACCUUCAUCAUUUCAGACCUUCAGGCAGACGGAUCGGGUCAGACUGGGAACUUGGUUCUGGGAUUCUUUGAGGGUAGAUGGGCUAUCAGAGGUGGAGGACUCGGGCCGGAGGAGGAGGAGGAGGUGAUGGUGCUGUGGUCAGGUGUUCAUGUUCAGACGAGAAGGUGAGGAUCUCCUUCAGGAGCUCUGGAGACGACUGGCAGCUCAGACGGCUGUUUGUGCGGCGCUGGUUGGAGUCGCCCCGCCUCUCCACCGCCUCCAUCAGCAGCGAUGAGCGCGCUCUGUCUGCCACCCCCUCAGACUCUGACCCGCCGCCAUCGGGACGGCGCCCUGUGAGCCUGGUCUCCACGCUGUCGUCGGGAUCGGGCUCCUCCAGGGACGACUCCCUGACCUCGCCUCAGGUUUCUGAGGGGUCCUCCGGCACCGACCUGAACCAGAACCCGAGUCCUAAAAAGAAGGGGCGGAGCUUCUUUCACAACAAGAACAACAACAACAAGGCGUGGACGCCAAACCGGGCCCCGAGCCGCCGCCAGCCCUUCGUAGGCGCUACCAUGGCACCCAAUCCCCAGCUAACCUAUCUGGACCGAGUCGUCAUGGAGAUCAUCGAGACUGAGAGGAUGUACGUCAGAGACCUGAGGAUGAUCGUAGAGCAUUACCUCGCUCACAUCAUCGAUGAGUCGGACCUGUCCAACCACCCGGAGCUGGUCUGCGCUCUCUUUGGAAACAUCGAGGACAUCUACGAGCUCAACAGUGAGCUCCUGCAGGACCUGGAGGUGUGCGACGGCGACCCCGUGGCCAUCGCCCGCUGCUUCGUCAUGAAGAGCCAAGACUUUGACAUCUACACCCAGUACUGCACCAACUACCCGAAGUAAGUCCUCAUCUCAGCCUGCACCUCCUGUUCAUUUCUCCUCCUUGUUUCUCCUCAC
This is a messenger RNA of Cyprinodon tularosa, 1660 nucleotides long. RefSeq names its product pleckstrin homology domain-containing family G member 3-like. NCBI's taxonomy places the organism in Eukaryota, Metazoa, Chordata, Actinopteri, Cyprinodontiformes, Cyprinodontidae. The transcript is spliced from 5 exons. The record is from RefSeq and is a predicted model, not a curated record. Gene Ontology annotation, molecular function: guanyl-nucleotide exchange factor activity. Bases 812 to 1606 code for a protein of 264 amino acids.